AUGGACAGCCUAGAAGAUUUCGAGCAGCAGCUCGCCGCUGAAAAACUCGAGCGUGAAAAAUCAGAACAAGAACGUGAGCGGCACCACCAUCACAAGCAUAGACAUCACCACCGGCGAGAUCGAGACGACGAUAGAGACCGCGAAGAGAGACACAGGCAUCGGCAUCGCGACAGCGAAAGAGACCGAGAUAGAGACAGGGACGGUAAUCGGAAGCGCGAUAGGGAUAGGGAGAGGGAUAGAGGCAGAGACAGAGACGACAAUCGCCGUCGCCGACAUCACAAUGAAUACGACGAGGACGAUGAUGAACGUCGACACAAGAGAAGCCGCCGAUCACGCGACGAGGACGAUGGCGACGAGGAGCGCCGCAGACGGCGUCAUCGAGAGGAUCGACAUCACAAAUCAUCAGACGAAAAGGCUCGCGCGCCUCCUUCAGACCAGGAGAAGUCUUCAAACGAAGAUGCGACCGGCACGUCAAAACCGCUGGAACGAGAUGCUUGGAUGACCGCGCCAUCGGCCUUUGAAGUCGAACAUGUCCACCGCCCAGGGCAAAACAAACCUCGAUCGCCGACCCCAGAGCCACCAAAGCGAGUAAUAUCCAGUCGUGAGAUUAAUAGCGGCUAUCUUGAAGACUUGAAUAGCGGCAAGCUGCCUUCUGCUGCGGAGCAACAGCCAUCUGAGCGAACGGUUGACUAUACAUUCGGCGACUCUGGCUCAUCGUGGCGAAUGACUAAAUUGAAAGCUGUCUACACUACGGCAGAAGACUCGGGCCAGUCUGUUGAAGAAGUUGCUCUAAAGCAGUUCGGCAGCUUAGAGUUCUUCGAUGAUGCGCGCGAAGAGAAGGAAGAGCUGGAGAGGAGGAGAUUAUAUGGUGAUGAUGUCAAGACAAAAGACAAGCCUACGGGCGAAUUCUACCGAGAACGGAGGAAGAGCCAAAGGCGCGAAGAACCAGCCAGGCAAGAAAUCCGCCAAGGCGAAGUCGUGCAAGAGGACCACCCGCAGCCAGUCCCCGUUCCAAUGGACCAGACAGCUCUGAACAGACUCCGUGCUCAAAUGAUGAAGGCAAAGUUGCGCAAGGCACCCAAUGCGGCUCAACUGGAAGAAGAGUACAACCUUGCGGCGGCAGGAGCGGCGCCUCGUCUCAAUGCCCCUGAAGCAGUGGUCCUUGGCGUCAUGGAGAGUCGCCAACUCGCCGGCACACGUGGAGAGGUCAAAACAGUGGAUACCAAGCGCGGACGAGAGCGCGGCCUCGUCGAGGAGAACACAGACAUGACCAUCGAGCAGAUGCUCCAAGAGGAACGUCGAACCAAGGGCCAAGCAGGAGGUGAAGGCCUGCGCCUCGCCGAGAGAAUCGCCAAAGACGCGAAAUUCGACGACGACCUCGAGUACAUGGACGAAAACGCCGAAAAGCUAGCAAAGCGCGUCCACAAGAGCGAGGUCAACCUGAAAAACAUGGCCGUCAGCGAGUUCCAGAAGAUGAACCGCGUCCUCGAAAACUGCCCCCUCUGCCAUAAGGAGGAUAAAGGGCUGCCGCCCAUCGCGCCCGUCAUCUCUCUCGCCACGCGCGUCUUCAUGACUCUGGCCACCGAGCCGGAGAUCAGCGAAGGCGGCGCCGUCAUCGUCCCCACAGCGCAUCGAAACAACCUCCUCGAGUGCGACGACGACGAGUGGGAGGAGAUUCGCAACUUCAUGAAGAGCCUCACGAGGAUGUACCACGACCAGGGCCGAGAAGUCAUCUUUUACGAAAACGCCGCCGCGCCGCAUAAGCACAUGCACGCCGCCAUGAUGGCCAUCCCUAUCCCCUACGACCAAGGCGCCAUGGCACCCGCAUUUUUCAAGGAGGCGUUUCUCUCUUCUGACGAGGAAUGGUCCCAGCAUCGCAAAAUCAUUGACACCGGCGCCAAAGCCAGGGAGGGCAUGGGCCGCUCAGCUUUCCGCCGGUGCAUCGCCAAGGAGAUGCCCUACUUCCACGUCUGGUUCACGCUGGACGGGGGGCUGGGCCACGUUGUUGAGAAUUCGGAUCGCUGGCCGAGGGGAGACCUCUUUGCGAGGGAGAUUAUCGGUGGUAUUGUGGAUGCUGAUGCACACAUCAUUAAGAAGCAAGGGCGGUGGGCGAAGAUUGAUAGCAGGGUCGAUGGAUUCAAGAAGGGGUGGAGAAAGUUUGACUGGACGAGAGUGUUGACUGAUGGGUAA
Trichoderma asperellum CBS 433.97 is the source of this 2190-nucleotide messenger RNA. RefSeq lists its product as uncharacterized. The record is from RefSeq and is a predicted model, not a curated record. Gene Ontology annotation, biological process: mRNA splicing, via spliceosome. Gene Ontology annotation, cellular component: post-mRNA release spliceosomal complex. Lineage: Eukaryota; Fungi; Ascomycota; Sordariomycetes; Hypocreales; Hypocreaceae.